This is a messenger RNA of Rhizophagus irregularis DAOM 181602=DAOM 197198, 843 nucleotides long. NCBI's taxonomy places the organism in Eukaryota, Fungi, Glomeromycota, Glomeromycetes, Glomerales, Glomeraceae. The record is from RefSeq and is a predicted model, not a curated record.
AUGGCAAAAAUUAAACAAAUAAAACCAUCUGAUAGAAAGAAGUUGUAUCCUUACAUGGAUGAAAAGGAACUACCAAACUGGGAUCCGACAUGGUGUUAUCCAGAUGAUGAUGAAAAAAUGAUGAUCGCAGCUUGGGAUUGUUGGGAUAUAAAUCAUAACACCUUCGAAAGAUCAUCAACUACUUCAUUGAUCGAAUCAAGUUCAAAAACUGACAUCCAGAAAUAUUUUGAUCUUACUAAUUGCGACAAUAAACCAAUCACGAAAUUUAAUCAACCCAAAGUGUCAAAGCCUAUUCAGGCGUCUAAUGCUAAAGGUCUCGUUGAUAUGAAAAUAUCUUUUCCCAAAGAUGAUCUUAUUCAUUCCGAUAAUUAUGAAAAAACAUUAAAAUAUAUUGAAACAAGUCAACGAGAAACUUUGAUUAAGUCUGAUGGAGAAAAUCAUCUUCAUAAAUUUUCUGCCAAAAAUGAUACAACUUUAAUUUUCGAAGACUCGAAAUCUUUAAAUUUGACAUCUGCACAUGAGGAAAGUACAAAUCCGAUUAAGGAAAUUUCUAAUCCGUCAAACAAUAUGAUGCAGCAAAUGAAAAUAGUUAAGGAACAUAGAGAAUACGAAUAUAACAAAAAGGAAGAGAACAUUUCCUUUCAAUCUCAACCUGUCAGCGUUUUGAUCGAUUUAAAUGGAUUAGAUGAUUGGCUUAAUAAGACUACUACUUCCAAAAAUAAUCAAUUGGAGCAAAAAUGGUAUCAAACAGAAGCGGAUAAAACAAGAAAAAAUAAUUUUAAUUUGAAUGAUAAGGUUAGUUAUGAAGAUUUGUUGGAAUUUGACUUGUUGAUGCAAAAAUAA